AUGGAUGGCCACCAGACAUCACAGCCUGUUCAUUGGACCAAUCAGCAUCCUCUCGACCCCACACCUCUUGCCAAGAGAUCAUUCUCGGACCCCAUUUGUCUAGCAGAGAGGCUCACCAGAGCAGAUAACCUCUUGUUCGCCACCAAACUCAACGCGUUGUACCUUGCCAACGGCUUGGACCCCAUCAUCGCCCCUGAGGCCAGAUUCACUGCCUCUCCUUCCACCAUAGUGAGUACCACAAGGACUACUACAAGGACGACCUCAACCCAGACUCCAGCACCACCCAUGACCCAAGCUGCACAAACAGAAACACCUACCACACCAACUCCCAACGCUCCUCCUAACACCAUCUCAGCUGACGCGCUCGCCAAUGUACUGUACACAUCUGCAAGCAGCACCACCAACGCUCCAGCGAUAGCUGCAACCACCACUCCCCCACACUAG
Messenger RNA from Procambarus clarkii (red swamp crayfish), 444 nucleotides. Its product is annotated as mucin-7-like. The record is from RefSeq and is a predicted model, not a curated record. NCBI's taxonomy places the organism in Eukaryota, Metazoa, Arthropoda, Malacostraca, Decapoda, Cambaridae.